Messenger RNA from Acanthosepion pharaonis, 1116 nucleotides. Lineage: Eukaryota; Metazoa; Mollusca; Cephalopoda; Sepiida; Sepiidae. The record is from the annotation of a GenBank genome assembly.
AUGUCUUCUUUUCUUUCCGUCUUUUCUAUAGUCUUUUUCUUUCAUUCUUUCUUUCUUUCUUUCUUUCUUAUUCAAAUCGGUUUUUCUCCUCCCACUGCCCUUAAUUCCCACUUGUUUAUUUUGAUUUUCAUCAUGUCUCUUUUUUUUCCUUCUUUUCUAUGCUCUUUUUUCUUUCUUUCUUUCUUUCUUUCUUUCUUUCUUUCUUUCUUUCUUUCUUUCUUUCUUUCUUUCUUAUUCAAAAUGGAUUUUUCUUCUCUCACUGCCCUUAAUUCCCAUUUUCUUUCUUUUUCUUUCUUUCUUUCUUUCUUUUUCUUUCUUUUUCUUUCUUUCUUUAAUAUCAUUUUAUUCUCUUUCUUUCCUUCCCCUUUCAAAUCUUUCGCAUUUUUCUUGACAGAUCAUAAUAUAUUUUUCUUAGCCUUCUCCCUUUUCUUUCAAAUCCCAAUACGCUUUUACUUUCUUUUUCCUUCUCUAGAUUUAUCUUCACUUUUCCCUACCUCCAAUUUUUCCAUUUUUUUAACAUAUCGCCAUCUUUACAUUUUUUUACUCUUUCUUUUCUCUUUAUUUCCCCCCACCUCUUCUUAUACGUUUCUUUUUUUCUCUUUCGCUUUCGUUUUUCUCUCUCAUUCCCAUUUUCCUUUUUACUUUGCUCCUCAUUCUUUUUUAUCAUUGUUUUUAUCCUUCUCGAUUCCCUUUCUACCGCCCGCAGUAUUUUCUUUCUUUCUUUCUUUUUUUAUUAAAUAUUCUUCCUUGCCUCUUUUUCUCAUAUUUCUCGUUUUGGCGCCUUCUCACUCACGAUCUUUUUUGCCUUCCUCUUUUCUUUUCGUUCAUGGUUUGCUUCCUUUCUCACUCCUUUCCUUUGUGUAUUUCGUUCAUUCUUUAAUCGAUUCUCCCUUCUUCUUGAUUUCAUCUUCUUUUAUUUCUUUUAUUCUUUUCAUCUUCUUUUUUUUUCUUUAUUUCUUUUCUCCUCUUCUCCUAACCUUCUAUUCUUUCUUUCUUUGUCACCUACCUUUGCAUCGUGAGGGCCCGUUUGAAGAUACAACUACAAAGAAACACCUGUGCACACCCGACAUUUCUGUGCACCCACACCUGAACUCCUGGUAUACCCCGUACCUUUGA